GGGGACAAAUACUGCUACAACAAUAUGGAGGUUCCUCCGUGUGGAUUCAAUCCGGAGAGACACUGGACUGACGAGAAAGAGAGGGCGCUCAUAGCCUUUUUCUCCAAGAACAGUUGUCUGUGGAACUACAAGUCAGAGGGCUACAAGAACCGACAGCUUCGAUGGAAAACACUGGAACGCCUGAGAUUCCUUCUGUCUUCUCACCCCCCUCCUGUUCCUUUCACAGUGGAAGACAUCAAGAACAAGUUCAAAAACCUACGUACCACUUUUCAGCGUCAGUACAAAAUGGUUAUAGCAAGCAAGGCAUGUAAUUCGGACGAUGUGUUCGUGCCACAGUGGAAGUACUACCAGCAACUGAUGUUUCUGCAGGGCUGCUGGGACCAGGAUGACGGCACUGACGAGCCACCGCUCUCUCCACUGAUGGUUCCACAGGAGGAGAAUGAGCCUGUCCACACCUCCCCAGGACUGAUCAUCUCGUUCCUCCCCACCACAUCCGCCCCCUCCACUUCCAUCCCCACCUCCUCUUGCAUCUCUUCUAAUGUUGUGGUUAAAUGUUUCUGGACUGAGGAGAGGGAGCGAGCACUAAUAUCUUUCUACUCAGAGCACAGCUGUCUGUGGAACAAGAAGUCUGAAAACCACAACAACCGUCAGCUCAGACUAAGGCUGCUGGAGAGUCUGAGGAGCAAGCUGUCCGACCACUCGGUGUCUUUCUCAGUUGAACACAUAAAGUGCAAGUUCAAGAACCUUCGGACCAUUUUUAACCGUGAAUACAAGGCAGUCCAGGCUAGCAGGGCCACAGACAAACUCUACGUAUCCAAAUGGAAACACUACCAGCAACUGCUCUUCCUCUGCGAGUCCUGCGAUGAAGAUGACAGCCCUGAAGACCUGCAGAUAGUGAUGCCACAAGAAGACAAUGACCUGGAACAAGGGAACCAGAUUCACUCCUCUAACCUGAGCAGCUUCUCAUCUAGCUCCACCCAGACCAACAAACUCCACGACAGCUCUGCUCUUUUGAGCACCAGCCAGAGCGAUACCAAAACCAACAGCAGUGCUGCAUACCAAGUCUUCCUCUCUGCAUCUCCAGAUAUGCUCACUCUAGCCAGUCAAACGCUCCCAGCCUCUCCAUCCUGUCCACUGCAAGACACUAAACCAUCCACAAACCCCUCCCCUUCAGUAUUGUCCUCAACUAGUUCUGUUCAGGCAGACGGCAGACUGAGCACAGACUCCCGCUGCCUCUGGAGCGAAGCCAAAGUUCAGCAGCUCAUAUCAUUUUACUCCGAUCACAGCUGUUUGUGGAACCACAAAUCAGAGGGCUACAGGAACCGUCUGUUAAGACAGAGACUGUUGGAGACGCUGAGCAGCCUCCUGUCACACAACGAACCCAUCCCAUUCACAGUUGAAGACAUAAAGACAAAGUUCAGGAACUUGCGAACCAUAUUCCAACGUGAGCACAAGGCUGUGAGCUCCAACAAAACGUGUGGUUCAGAGGAUUUUUACCUCCCGAAGUGGAAACACUACCGCGAGCUCAUGUUCCUCUGCGACUCAUGUGACGAGGACGGGCCCGAGGAGCUUCACUUCCAGGAACCACCGGAGUCACGCCUCCUCCACCUGGACAGCCGAGCCUCUCCCUCCUCCCUGCACUAUCCUGCUGUCAACCAAACACCUAGAGCGAACAUCACAACACAAAGACUCGAAGCCCCGCCCUCACCGACUCCCCCAGACUCCCAACGCUCGUCCCCCUCCUCGUCCCCGUCCCCCUCCACGUCCUCCUCUCAUGCCGACAGCAGACUGGUGGGGCGCAAACGUGCAGGCCACCGGGCGACGCCCACCACCAAUGAGGUGGUGGACUUCAUGAGGACGUUCUGUCAAAACCAAACCGUGUCGCCUCAUGCAGGGUUCCUGAAGUACGUGGAGGAGUGUUUGAAUGAGACACCACCAGACAAGGUGAAGAAACUGAAGAAGAAAAUAAUUGAGACCAUCCAUAGCGUGUCAGAGGAUAAUUAGUGUUUGGGAGUCAGUGUCAUGACUUCGUUUUAUUCCUGCCUAAGUCAAAGACAGCUGUGACAACAUUGGCUAGUGCACUGCCAGGAUUCUCACCUGGCUGCUAGGCAUGUGAGUGCCAGCUUUAAUGAGGAUGGUUCAAGAUAGUUCGUAGUCUAUAAAUAAAACAUGUGAAGUUUCUUUCAAAUUCAGUAGUUACCUGUUGUUACUGUAAAUUGUUUCCAGUACCUGCCAUCUACACAUUAGACUGCUGCUCAUGGGUAAAGCCUAUACAGCAGGAAUGAUGGAAAACAUGAAAAGAAGUCAUAGUGUCAAAUAAAAGUCUGUGUCAGUAGUCGGUAGCGCCAUCCAGGCAUAGCACUGCACCAGAGACCAAAUCUUUGUUACAAUGGCACGCCUAAUAUGCACGUGUCACAAUCAGCAGGCAUUCAGGUGCAUAAUAGAGGCUGCACCUAUCUCCUGGAUAUAUAUGGAGAUAGAAGACUUAUGGAGAGAGGAGCUGAAAACAGACUUGUAAUGAAUACAAACUGAGCUCUUUCUCCAACAUUGCACAAACACCUUGGUUCUUUGCUCUGGAGAACCAAGCCUGAAACCUCCAGAGUGAACACUAAGGUUGGCGUUGGCAAGAAAAACCUCCUUUUAACAGGAAGAAACUUUGAGCAGAGCCCUGUUCAUGUGGAGGGACCCGUGUGAUUGAGGCCGGCCUGGUACCGUGUAAGCAGAAGUACAUGUCAGGCAGUGUGAUGAGCUUCACUGACCCCUCUCUUGUUUGUAUACUGAAAUAUACAGAUUUCAUACAGAUCUACUAAUUAGAACUUUCCAAAGCUUGCAUCUUAAUGCAAACAUCAGUCAUUAAGCUUCCAGGCAUCCUGUCAUGAACCUAAGGGUUUCACAAGGGAGAGUGCCUGUUUUUUUUGUUUGAUUUUUUAACAAAAGUAUGCUCGACAUACAGCUUUAUCCCACUGUGUUGUUCCAGUAUCAGCGAUGAGGUUCAUUGUUACAUUGCGUUGCCACCAUUUAAGAUUGUUCAUGCAUAUUGUGGUUAUUGUCAGACAUGCUUCUAUAAUUUGGCCUUUGGUGAACAUGUCAAUUUAAGAAAUGCUUGAUAGUGCACUUUUCUUAACUUAUCACAGCAGGGGAAGCUCUGGUGUAUUGAGGAGGGCGGCACUGUCCUUAUGCUCCUGUGCUUUCUCUACAGAGAUGAGACAGAUAUCUGCGAGAAAAAAAGAAAGAAAGAAUUUAUUAUUUAAUUUGCCUUUUCAAACAUGUCAGAGCUUUAGCACAUUGCCAUUGUUGUAAUGUGAGGAUUCACUAUUUAACAUGCUGAUUAUAAUUAAGUACUGUAACAUGUGGCAUUUCUUUUUUCAUUUUUUGGGAGAUUUUGUUGCAUUUCAGUUUCACACUUUUCAAGUGUAAAAACAGUUUUUUAAACCUUAAAAACUGGGCAAAACAUUCUUAUUGUGUGUUAUAUAAAUGAUUUAGGUUUUGGUUAAAUCAAAAUCUUUUGAUGCAGAAAAGGUCAGUUUUAGUACUACAAUAGCUAUGACUGUUUUAUAAGAUUAUUUUAAUUGCACUUUCAAUACAAGAAUGACUUUUAUCUUUUUUUUUGUCGUUUGGUGUUUGCACAUUUUAGUUUAAACAAGAGUGCCUUAUUAGAAUCACAGCAGCCGUGGACUGUAUAUCUGUUGAUAAAUCUAUGUGAUAAGCUGUA
This is a messenger RNA of Mugil cephalus (flathead mullet), 3712 nucleotides long. RefSeq lists its product as uncharacterized. The coding region runs from base 25 to 2004 and encodes 659 amino acids. The record is from RefSeq and is a predicted model, not a curated record. The transcript has 7 exons. NCBI's taxonomy places the organism in Eukaryota, Metazoa, Chordata, Actinopteri, Mugiliformes, Mugilidae.